Spizellomyces punctatus DAOM BR117 is the source of this 2412-nucleotide messenger RNA. RefSeq lists its product as uncharacterized. The record is from RefSeq and is a predicted model, not a curated record. Lineage: Eukaryota; Fungi; Chytridiomycota; Chytridiomycetes; Spizellomycetales; Spizellomycetaceae. Gene Ontology annotation, molecular function: calcium ion binding; NADH dehydrogenase activity. The coding region runs from base 395 to 2299 and encodes 634 amino acids. The transcript has 23 exons.
UCAUCAAUCCCAACUCUGUUGCAAGUUUACCAAUGAUGGUUUGUUUUAUUUUUUCUGUCGAUGGUCUUCAUUUCCAUUAGCAAAAAGAAUGUCCAUAUACCACACUACAUCCCCCACACAUAUCAGCUAAUGUUGCGGAUGAUCGACGACAUGAACCCUUAAUGAUGAUCUUAUACAGCGAUCGACGUGUGAUCAUCGACCAUCUUAAACUUUGAAGUUGCUUUCGGCAUUUGCGAACGGUUUGCUGGACCCUUCUAUGUCCAAAACGGCUCAAAGAUAUAUGAAAUUGAUCUUGAUGACAUAGGCCGUCGGAUUUAUCGCGUCACCUCACACCCGUCUCGGCAGCAUUAUUAACAAUCCGCGGAUCGUUGCAAUUUCCAAAGAGAACAGCUUAAUGACCAACGCUGCAAGAUAUCUCCGGGCGGUCUGCCGUCCCUUGAACCAUGCAAGAUCCAAACCCGCCUGGCCCCCACUCGUCGCCCGCCUAUCUACCGCGCCUACCAAAAAUGCGGUCCUUGUAAAGACGGCAAAGAUGCACAAAGUUAUCCUCGGUGCAGUAGCUUUCGGGACCGGCGCAGCCAUAUUACUUGGUGCCGAAAGCCCAUCGUUCAUUAGUGCAGAGUCUUUGACGGAUUCCAGUCCGCUAAUUGCCGCUCCCAUUACGCCGCCCGGCCUACCCGUAGCGGCGGAUACAUCUUACCCGCCGACAAUGACGAUAUACGACAAGGAACUACCAGUUGUUACUGUUUUUGGAGACGAUACCUCAGAUCUAGGAAAGCCGAGGCUUGUUAUUUUGGGCUCUGGAUGGGGUGCGACGAGUUUGCUCAAGGAUCUCGAGCCGAAUGGCUACUACACGGUUGUCAUCUCGCCAACAAAUUACUUCCUCUUUACUCCACUCCUGCCAGAGGCAACAACAGGAACCGUUGAAGCCAGGAGUUUAUUGGAAAGCAUACGGUAUAUAUGUCGGACACCACGUGCUCACUUUUGUGAAGCCGAGGCGUAUGAUGUUCACCUCAAGGAAAAAGUGGUUGAGGUGGUGGGUGAAGACGGACGCCAUUUUCUAGUUCCGUACGAUCGACUAGUUGUUGCUGUCGGUGCUCAAAACAACACUCUCGGGGUUCCCGGUGUUCAAGAACAUACUCGCUUUCUGAAAACCAUUGCGGAUGCCCGCAGGCUACGCGUUGAGCUAAUGACAAACUUUGAACUCGCAGCACUGCCAACCACAUCAGAGCUGGAACGAAAGAGAUUGUUAAGUUUCGUUAUCGCUGGAGGCGGUCCUACUGGCGUGGAGUAUGCGUCUGAACUCUAUGAUUUUCUGCACGAGGACCUCAUAAACUACUUCCCUGAUAUAUUGGAGAAAGACGUGAGCGUGACAAUCAUACAGAGCGCGGAUCAUAUCUUAAAUACGUUUUCGAUGGCCAUCUCCGCAAUUGCGGAGGAGAAACUACGAAAACAUAAGAUCAAUGUAAUCACUAACGCUCGCGUAACUGAAGUCGAUAGCGCGGCCAUUACGUAUCGAAAAAAGAAUGUUCCUAAAGGAGAGCCGAACACAUUUGUGCUCCCAUUCGGUAUCUGUUUAUGGAGCACGGGUAUUGGAAUGCGCGAUUUUACACGGCGUCUUGUUGGGAAAUUACAGCAACAAGAGAACACGCGAGCACUUGAAGUUGACUCCCGCCUGAAACUUAAAGGGGAUCCCAAUAUUUACGCCAUAGGCGACUGUGCGACCAUUGAAAAUCCCAGAAUGCUGGAGAUUGUGAAAGAGAGAUUUCAAAAAGCUGGAAUGGACCGUCUGACGUAUCAACAAUUUCAAUCGGUUAUCGGUAGCAUUGUAGAUCAAUAUCCGCAAACGGCAGUUCAUCUCAGCAAAUUACGCAGUUUGUUUGACACAUACGACAUUGACAAGAACAAUGUCCUCGAUCUGGAUGAAAUCACGAAACUACUUGACGACGUUGAUAAAAAGCUAACCUCGCUGCCCGCCACUGCUCAGGUUGCAAGGCAGCAAGGGGCCUACCUCGCUCGGAAAUUUAACAGUCUGGCGUUCACACCGUCUGAUUUGCGCCCAGUUGUAGAGCAAACAUUACCGCCGUUUUACUACAAACAUCUAGGAAAUUUCUCCUACAUUGGUGAAAAAACCGCGGUGAUUGACCUGGGCGAGGGCAGAACGGGUGGGGGUUUUGGCGUCUUCCUCUUAUGGCGUGGAGCCUAUCUCGCUAGGCAAGUGUCCAUGCGCACACGGGUAUUAUUGGCAUUUGACUGGAUCAAAAGUAAAUUAUUCGGAAGGGACGUGAGUCGAUUCUGAGGCACAUGGGUCCAGUCGAUAUGUAUUUAGCUUUCAUAAACAAUGUGUUUUGCUCUAGAUAUCAGAUGCAUCUACUUCUGCGGCUGCCUCUACCUUGUUUUCUACCUUUUCUA